Cololabis saira (Pacific saury) is the source of this 2728-nucleotide messenger RNA. RefSeq names its product potassium intermediate/small conductance calcium-activated channel, subfamily N, member 1b (gene kcnn1b). The record is from RefSeq and is a predicted model, not a curated record. Gene Ontology annotation, molecular function: calmodulin binding; small conductance calcium-activated potassium channel activity. The coding region runs from base 834 to 2396 and encodes 520 amino acids. The transcript has 9 exons. Gene Ontology annotation, biological process: potassium ion transmembrane transport. Gene Ontology annotation, cellular component: plasma membrane; neuronal cell body; neuron projection. Lineage: Eukaryota; Metazoa; Chordata; Actinopteri; Beloniformes; Belonidae.
AGGACGAGCCUCCCUCAGCAGGAGGAACAGGAACUAAUGUGGGUCAGCAUCACAGGGAGAGACGUGUCUGCCCCUGCGCUGAUGCUCACCAGCCGCAAUCAAAGCACGGCACACUCCAAGAUGACCUCUCCAGAUCCACAAAGAAGAAAAGCCUUUCACCACUUCACACCCGGAGUGUCUCUCAAAGCCCCCGUGUUUUUCCAGCGUGCCCGGUCUUAGCACGGCAGACAAUACAGAGAGGUCUUCAGAAACCUGCAAUAACCCGUCCGAAUGUCAUCGUGCCUCAGUGCACCGACCGAGAAAGUAGAAAAGAACAACCGUGCAACCGUUUUCAACUGAAAGACCCCAGCAAAAUAACCUGUCCGAAUUUGUUCAACAUUCCCAUCGACUCUGUUGAGUGUGCCAAGAAAAAUAAUAAAGUUCAAAAACAACCUCAUCCUGUGUUCAGUGCACAUGCAGGCUGGAGGGAAGUUGUAGGUAAAGAAGCAGUGUUGGUUCAGGGACGCCAGAAGACGGACUCCCACCGCUCAGGAACCGCUGAUCAGACCGGCAGCUCGGCUGAAGAUCCGUCCUUCGGGCUCAAGAGCCGCCAGCUCCCUUACAGCCGCCCGGCUGGCAGCAAGUGGGCGAAGCGCUCAUCUCCAGCCAGCCAGAGGAGUCUCAAGUCCUUCUCCACCAGCCAGUGUAGCUCGCUUGAGAAACAGGUUCUGGUGGAGGAAAUAACAAGACAGGCCAGCUCUCAGCACGUCAGUGGAUCCAAAUUGUCCCUCCACACACGCUCCCCUCCACGUCCCGACACCUCGGAAACUGGCGACAUCCUUAAUGGGGAUGUGAUGCGUCCGCUCAGCUGCCAGGACACUUCCAGAUCUAGUAUUUCAGAUCUUCUUCAGUCAGGCCAGCAGCCCAUUCAGCUUCUCCACAGUUCCAUCCUGGAGGACGCCUUCUCCAAAGUCCUCAGGGAAGACUCCAGUAAGGAAGGCAGCAUCCCUCAGAAGAAGACCAAGGACAUCAGCUACCGGCUGGGUCAGAGGAGAACUCUCUUUGGGAAGCGCAAACAGCUGAGCGAUUAUGCGCUGGUCUGUGGGAUGUUUGGGAUUAUUGUCAUGGUCGUUGAGACAGAGCUGUCAAGGUCAUUUUACAGCAAGGAAUCCAUGUAUUCUUAUGUUUUGAAAGGCCUUAUCAGCAUUUCUACCACCAUUCUUCUUUCACUCAUUCUGAUGUACCACGCAAGAGAAAUUCAGCUCUUCAUGGUGGACAACGGGGCAGACGACUGGAGGAUAGCCAUGACCUUUGAGCGCAUCCUCUUCAUCAUGCUGGAGCUCCUCGUCUGUGCCAUCCAUCCCAUUCCGGGCCGCUACGUGUUCACCUGGACCGCCCGUCUGGCCUUCAACUACACGGCCUCGGAGGCAGACGCCGACGUGGACAUCGUCUUCUCUGUGCCAAUGUUCCUGCGCUUGUACCUGAUUGGCCGGGUCAUGCUGCUCCACAGCAAGCUGUUCACAGAUGCUUCCUCUCGCAGCAUCGGCGCACUCAACAAGAUCAGCUUUGACACUCGUUUUGUGAUGAAGACUCUGAUGACCAUCUGCCCUGGCACAGUUCUGCUGAUCUUUAGUGUGUCCUGUUGGAUCAUUGCAGCAUGGACCGUGCGUGUUUGUGAGAGGUAUCACGACGCACAGGAGGUGACCAGCACUUUCCUCGGUGCAAUGUGGCUGAUCUCCAUCACCUUCCUGUCCAUCGGCUACGGAGAUAUGGUCCCUCACACCUACUGUGGAAAAGGGGUUUGCCUCUUGACAGGAAUCAUGGGAGCGGGUUGUACAGCCUUAGUGGUAGCCGUUGUUGCAAGGAAGUCAGAGCUCACCAGAGCAGAGAAACAUGUCCAUAACUUUAUGAUGGAUACUCAGCUCUACAAGAAGAUAAAAAACACGGCAGCAAAUGUGCUAAGGGAGACUUGGCUCAUCUACAAAAACACCAGGCUGGUCAAAAAGAUUGACCACGCCCGUGUGCGCCACCAUCAGCGGAAAUUCCUCCAAGCCAUCCACCAACUACGAAGAGUCAAGAUGGAGCAAAGAAAAUUAGGUGACCAAGCCAACACAGUUGCUGAUCUGGCCAAGACUCAGAACAUGAUGUACGAUCUGGUCUCAGAGCUGCAGCAUCGAAGCGGGGAGCUGGACAAGAGGACCGUGGCUCUGGAAGAGAAACUGGACUUAGUCCUCCUUGGUGUCCAGUCGCUGCCUGUUGUCCUCUCCCAGGCAAUAACAAAGCUACAUAAGGAUUUCCAGGAUGAUUUGGCCUGUCACGUUCACUUCCUGUCAUCUCCUCUGAACUCUGAGUGUUGUUCGGUAUCUGCCAAACAGCUCUGUCCAGGAUCCACAGCUCCAGAGACGCCAUACGGCUGAAAAGCAUCCUUUACUGUUUCUCUUCUCACCCUUUACCUAUCAGGUAAAAGCUACAAAUUAUUGACGAUUAGAACAGGAACCACUAAACCAGGGGCGUCAAUUGGGUAUGGCAAGGUAUGGCAGCCGCCACACCUUGGCUUCAAGGGUUUAUGGAAUUACUCUGUGUCUCUUUGUAUUGAUUAUUGUAUUACUUAAUACAUAUAGAAUAACUACAAAUGCAAAUCAGAACAACAUGAUCGAUUUCACUAGUUAUUAUACACUGCAAAAACUCAAAAUCUUAACAAUAAUAUUUGACUUAUUUCUAGUUAAAAUGUCUCAUUUAAGAGAAGACU